Molecule: messenger RNA, 315 nt
Organism: Lonchura striata (white-rumped munia)
Lineage: Eukaryota; Metazoa; Chordata; Aves; Passeriformes; Estrildidae
Product: feather keratin Cos1-2
Cellular component (GO): intermediate filament
Molecular function (GO): structural constituent of cytoskeleton
Source: RefSeq, a predicted model, not a curated record
AUGUCCUGCAUAGAGAAGUGCCAACCUUGCUGGCUCUGCCAGCCCUGCGGCCCCACCCCACUGGCCAACAGCUGCAAUGAGCCCUGUGUCAGGCAGUGCCAGGACUCCACUGUGUUCAUCCAGUCCUUUCCUGUGCUGGUGACCCUGCCCGGCCCCAUCCUCAGCUCCUCCCCACAGAACACCGCCAUGGGAUCCUCCACCUCAGCUGCUGUUGGCAGCAUCCUCAGCUCUCAGGGAGUGCCCAUCAGCGCUGGGGGCUUUGACAUCUCCUGCAUCACCAACUGCUAUGGUGGCAGCAGAUGUUGUCCCUACUAA